Molecule: messenger RNA, 1606 nt
Organism: Coffea eugenioides
Lineage: Eukaryota; Viridiplantae; Streptophyta; Magnoliopsida; Gentianales; Rubiaceae
Product: hepatoma-derived growth factor-related protein 2-like
Exons: 4
Coding region: 431-1447 (338 amino acids)
Source: RefSeq, a predicted model, not a curated record
CCCAAUUCAUUCCUUCCUGUUCCUGGUGUUCAUUUCUUCUGCACUCACCCAAACCCAAAGCCGAAGCCUAAGCCUAAGCCUAACCCCUACCCCUUUGGCCUUCGCAUUUCGCAAUCAAAUAGGUCCCCGAAACUCCAGAACACUCUUCUCUUCAUCUGCGUCUUCUUCUUCGUCCACCAAAUCCCCCCCGCGACCCAAAUCCCAACCCUAUAACCCGUAACCGACCACCCGCCCGCCCGCUUCUCGCCGUUUCCCUGACCUCUCCAAUUAGCCGCCCCCAGCAUUUCUAACCCUUCCCUCUUGCAAUUCACAGGAAUACAAACAUAUAACGCACGCGGUUAUAAAUUUCUCUUUUUCUUUUUUUUUUUUUGGCUGUUUCUGUGUUCUCCAGAGGCAGUUGUAGAUACAGGUGGUGUUGUUGUUUGGGAAAAUGGUAGGAGGCGGAAACAAGAAGGACGAUUUAGUGAUGAGCAACAAUAACGUUUUUGCUGCUUUGGGAAGUUUAAGGAAGAAGAAGAAGUCUGCCGGCUCAUCGGAUAAGGAUGGGAAGAGCAAGAGCUCUUCUUCGUCUUCUUCUAAGAAGCAGGAACCAAAGGUGGAGCCCGAGCCUCAGGUUUUCUGGUCGCCAGCGCCUUUGACGAACAAAUCCUGGGCUGACGUGGACGACGAGGAUGAUGAUGAUUAUUAUGCCACCAACGCGCCCCCUCAGUCUGUUUGGGGCCGUGCCUCUGGUGCCGCCGAGGAACUGCAGACCUUGCCUAAGGAGAGCUCCACUCCUGUCGAGGAAAGUGAAAGUGAAGAAGAAGGUAUUGAUGAAGUGGAUGAUGAUAAUGAGGAUGAACAUGAGCAUGAAUCUGAGGUACCGGUAGAGAAAGAGCCUGUAACUAAGAAGCCUGCAGAAGUUCUGGCACCUAAGGAGUCAGAAAGGCAGUUGUCAAAGAAAGAAUUGAAGAAGAAGGAAUUGGCUGAGCUUGAAGCAAUGCUCGCUCAAUUUGGAUGUAACAAGCCUGACGAAGAAGAUGCAUCCCAAGUUGGAGUGUCAUUGUGCGGUACAGCAUUAGAUGGCGUUCAAGAUAAGAAGGUGGAGGCUCUGAAUGAGGAGGUGAAUAAGAAGGAGAACACUGCUCCAGGCGAGAGCAAGAGUGCAAAAAAGAAGAAAAAGAAGGAUAAAUUGUCAAAGGAGUCCAAAGAAGAACAGGAUCAGGCUGUGGGUGUUGAGGUUGGAAGUGGAACUGAUGGGAACGUCAGGACUGAGGAGUUAGAAGAUGAACCUGUAGAUGUGAAAGAGAAGAUAAAGAAGGUAGCAUCAAUGAAGAAGAAAAAGUCUAGCAAGGAAAUGGAUGCUGCUGCCAAAGCGGCAGCUAGUGAGGCUGCUGCAAGGAGUGCAAGACUAGCUGCAGCAAAGAAGAAGGAGAAGAGUCACUACAACCAGCACCCCCAGCGGUAGAUCUUUUUGAGUAAUAUGAGCAUGUAUUCUCUUGUUCAUUGUUAAAUGACAGUAAACAAACAAUAGAUAUUUUGCCAUUUAAAGUGACUCUUGAGAGAUGUUACCUUUUUGUUUAAAUCUAGAGAAAUUUCAUGGAUCUUGAAAUUAGGUUCCUUGAUC